Messenger RNA from Halichondria panicea, 1940 nucleotides. RefSeq names its product RNA polymerase I-specific transcription initiation factor RRN3-like. The record is from RefSeq and is a predicted model, not a curated record. Gene Ontology annotation, cellular component: nucleus. The transcript is spliced from 13 exons. Gene Ontology annotation, molecular function: RNA polymerase I core binding; RNA polymerase I general transcription initiation factor activity. Bases 786 to 1709 code for a protein of 307 amino acids. Gene Ontology annotation, biological process: transcription initiation at RNA polymerase I promoter. Lineage: Eukaryota; Metazoa; Porifera; Demospongiae; Suberitida; Halichondriidae.
GCUUGAUGAAAAAAUGGCAUGCUCAGCUGUGACUCAUGUGAAAGAACAAGCCUUGCCAUAACGUACCUUGCUGGUGCUCUGGGUUCUGGUUUGCUCGAACGGAAUCGUCAUCUUUUAAUUUAAGAAAUUGAGUGCAUCAUCAUGAUCGAUCACACAAGUACAAAUAAUUAUACAAGGCCGCCAUGAUAAUGUGUUAAAAAGUGUAUGGCAGUUUUCAAUACCGUAUAGUGAGCAGAGAUUCUCAUGGUUCAACAAUGAUCCAGACACUGUCCAGCUGUACAUUGACUAUACCUGGCCAACCUCAUCUCCGCUCAGACCUUCUAUCUCAAGAGCACACUCACUUUGCUCUUACAACAGCUAUGGAUACCAACUAACCCAGCUAGUGUGAGCUGUAACAUCCACCAGGCUAUGGACACCAUUCUACAGUUAGUACCCACGGCUCCGUCAGUGCUCAUGCCACUCCUCAUCAAGAACUAUCCCUUCAAAGGGAGGGGACCAGACAUUCAAGUGAGCUGCUACUGUAUUCUGAGAUACAAGGAGAUAGCCCUGAAGAACGUCCUGUAUCUGACCACAUAUACUGCCCUGCCCUCAGAGACGGUGUCUGGGAGCUCAUCUUCCAUCAGGUGCUCUCUAUCGAUGUUGACAUCCCCCGUCUUGAGGAGCACGGAGUGGUCAGUGAUGAUGCUGAUGGUACUCAAUUCCAUGUUAAAGUAGACACUGAACAUGAUCCCAGUUACAACAAGGAGGGGUUGAACCUUGAACCAUCGUACAGUCAUGUCCAGGUGAUGAGUAACGAGAGUGCUGAAAAAAUGGACGUUAUGAUGACUGUGUUAUUGGACCACCUCCACUCACUCUGCUACAAUGAUGGUGUGCUUCUUGUGGAUCUAGCCAGGAACUUCCUCACACUACUGCUCAAGAUAUGUGAUCGAAUGGUCCUUCCCACCCAUGCAUGUUCCCACGUCCAGUUCCUCCUCUUCAGACUCACCAUUCUACACGAGUCGUUCCCGGGUAUCUUCCUGGAUUUCCUGUGGGAAAAGUUUCAAGAUUUCAACACUCCUGCUGUACUGAGACAAACCUGUGCGGCCUAUAUUGCUAGCUACAUCGCCAGAUCAAAGUUCAUUCCCAUGACGAUGGCCAAACUGUGUCUAAGCAUCAUGAUGCGUCAAAUUCAUGAAUACUUGGAUAGCUGUUCCCCUGACAACAUGAAACCAGAGGUCAAACUUCACGGUCCAUUCUUCUCACUCUGUCAGGCUGUGUUCUACGUGUUUGUGUUUAGGCAUAAGGCACUACUGGACUCACCAGACGGAUUGAAAUUCUCGAGACAGCUCAAUUUUGAGAGAGUCAUCUCCUCUCGACUCAACCCUCUCAAGGUGUGCCUCCCGACAGUAGUGGAAGUGUUUGCCUCCAUCACCAACCAUCACGAGAUAGUGUUCUGCUACUCCAUCUUGGAACAGAACAAACGACUCAUUCUCUCGACUCCAGUUGUGAUUCCAGAAGUUAAGGUUCAGCAACAGGAGCAAGCCAACCUCCUCGACUGUUAUUUCCCCUUUGACCCCUACUGUCUGAAAAGGUCGUCAUUGUACGUACAGUCACUCUAUCAGGAGUGGGAGGAAAUGCAAAUAGCAGAGGUGAGGAAAAAUGGUGUCCAACAUCUAUUCCACUAUAGCAAUUACCAGAUUUUACAUGUAUCCCCGGUACAUUGUACGUAAAGCUUGUGACAUCAAUUGUUAGGUGGAGAGCGAAAUAAUUACACACAACAAAUUGCGUUGUACAUGUACGACGACAACGAUUUACGCGUACAGACUUAUCUAUUAUGGUUACUAUGCAUCACUGUAAUAUUAUGGUUACUAUGCAUCAAGGGCCCUUGUUAUCAUUUUGAAUAACUGCCAAAGACAUUAUAAAUAGUCUAUUAAACCAAUCACAGUGAUGUAGUUUAAUGU